Necator americanus (New World hookworm) is the source of this 264-nucleotide messenger RNA. RefSeq lists its product as uncharacterized. The coding region runs from base 1 to 264 and encodes 87 amino acids. The record is from RefSeq and is a predicted model, not a curated record. The transcript has a single exon. NCBI's taxonomy places the organism in Eukaryota, Metazoa, Nematoda, Chromadorea, Rhabditida, Ancylostomatidae.
AUGGCGGACGUUUUAUCGAUGACAAAUAUCAAUGACAUAUAUGGAUUAACAUCAACUUUGAACUUCAAAUUAUCUUUCAUUAUUUUCGUUGCUUACGCUGGAACAUCAAGCUCCGAAGAAGAACCUAGAGAAGUUUUACAGAGAGGAUCAAACCUUCCUCAAGGUUAUUGUGGUCGUGAACACCUGAAGAAGUUGACAUGGGAAGCAGGGACCACAAUGGAACGAGCAGCGGAAGAAGCUUCUCGAGUUCAUCAUAACGACUAA